Fraxinus pennsylvanica is the source of this 621-nucleotide messenger RNA. Lineage: Eukaryota; Viridiplantae; Streptophyta; Magnoliopsida; Lamiales; Oleaceae. The record is from the annotation of a GenBank genome assembly.
AUGCAGGAGAAUCGCAAGUAUGCCAAGUACAAGGACAUGAACUGCAACGAGAUCUACGAAACGUACGGGAAAUUGUUCGGCGACACCGGAGAUUCGACGAAGUAUGCGUUGUCCCCGUCUAAGCUGUCUCAGCGGGGUUUCGACUUGGACACUGAGAGCGAUAGCGGCAAUCGAGUUGACAAGUUUCCCUCAAAUGCGGAAGGAACGGAUUCUAGUGACGGCCCCAUUGAAGUCGGAGGCAACUCCUCGAUGAACAUCUCCGGGAUGCAUAGUGGGGAAAAAAGAAAAUUCAAACGUGGUAAAGAGAAAGGGAAGAAAAAAAAAUAUGGUGCCAGAGAGGUUUCUGCUUCCCUCGAUCAAUUGGUUAGCGUUGGAACUGAUCUUGCCUCCACCUGGAGAUCUCAUCAGCAGACAGACUUGUCGAUCGACGAGUGCGUGAGCGAAUUGCUGUCAUCUGGACAUAUGGCUGAAGGCACGCCGAUCCACAUGUUCGCUCUGUGGUUCCUACGUAUCAAGGAAAAUCGAACCUCGUACCGUGCUGCCAAAACACCUUACCUGCGGUACAAGUUUAUCGAGUACUGCUUCGACCGUGAUAAUCAGACACUAAACCGCAAGGGUUGA